GUUUUUCCUCUCUUUCUCACUACUUCUUCUCGGCGCGCUAGGGGCCGACGCCGCCACCGCCGCCCCAGCGCCGCCCCGUUCGCGCGAGCCCGCCCGGCCGCCGCUGCCGAGAGGAGCUAGGCGACGACACCGUCACACCGUCCCCGGUUGGCCGCCGCUGCUGUCGCCCGUCCGCGCGCGGCCGAGAGGAGCUAGGGAACGACCGCUGCCACCGCCGCCCCGUCUGCACGCCCCCGGCCGGCCGCCGCUGCGUCGCCCGUCCGCGCGCGCGUGCCCGGCCGCCGCCCCGUCUGCACACCCCCCGGCCAGCCGCCGCUGCCGUCGCCCGUCCGCGCGCGGCCCGACUUCCUCUCGGCUGCGCUAGGGGCCGACGCCGCCGCCUCCGCCGCGCCGUCCGCGCGCCACCACUCCAGCGCCAACGCCGGGAAGGAGUCGUCACAGCCGCCUGGGAAGGACACAGGGGGUGGCAUUUGGCAUAUUGUUAAAUUUCUCCCUCCUCGCCGCGCCGCUGCGCCUGGUUCCACAAGGUGUCAAGGUCUACGCCCAUGGCGGCGACUCCGGCGGCGGACAGCCGCCUCCUCGUCAUAUACGCCUCGGAGACUGGGAACGCUAUGGACGCCGCCGAACGGGUCGGCCGCCAGGCCGAGCGCGGCGGCUGCCCGGCCGUCGACGUCCUCCCCAUGGACAGCUUCGACCCCAGUUGCCUUCCGAGCGAGAGGUUCGUGGUCUUCGUCGUGUCCACCACGGGGCAGGGUGAUCCCCCGGAUUCCAUGAAGGGGUUUUGGAGGUACCUUCUUAAGAAGAAUUUGGGUGCUAGGUGGCUUGAAGGGGUCAGAUAUGCUGUGUUUGGGCUCGGAGAUUCAGGCUAUCAGAAGUACAAUUUUGCUGCAAAAAAGCUCGAUAAAAGGCUUUUACACCUUGGUGCAGAACCAAUCAUACAGGUAGGCUUGGGAGAUGAUCAACACCCUUCAGGAUAUGAAGGAGCUCUAGAUCCCUGGUUGCUGUCUUUGUGGGAAUCACUGAAUCAAACAACUCCAUCGCUGUUACCAAGAAUGUAUGAUAUCAUUAAUCCAGAUUUGAGUGUCUUAGGAGAUGCAAAAGUCGAAGUCAUCUAUCACUCUUCUGACGAGGCUCAACAAGAUUCUAACCUUUUGGAUUUCAAGAAUUUAAUUCAGAGAGCGCGCUCAAUGUCCCCUUCUCUACAGUUCUAUAAUAAUGACAAAGAACCACAUUACAUGUUACAGAUGGUAUCAAAUCGGUGUUUGACUAAGGAAAAUUCUGACAGAGACGUGCGCCACUUUGAACUGGAAAAUCCAUCUUCUGGCAUCACUUAUCAAGUUGGCGACGCGCUAGAAAUUCUACCAAGUCAGAGUCCAUCAGCUGUUGACUCUUUCAUUGAACGCUGUAAAUUGGAUCCAGAUUGUUACAUAACGGUUCGAGCCAAGGACAGGGUUAAAAUUUCCAAAGGUUCACUUUUGAAAGAUCGUAUCAAGUUAAAAACCUUUGUUGCUUUGACAAUGGAUGUCGCAUCAGCUUCCCCUCGGCGAUAUUUCUUUGAGGUCAUGAGCUUUUUUGCAACGGCUGAACAUGAAAAGGAAAAGCUUCAGUAUUUUGCAUCUCCGGAAGGAAGAGAUGACCUUUAUCAGUACAAUCAAAAGGAGGGCCGAACUAUUCUAGAAGUAUUGGAUGAUUUUCCCUCUGUACAAAUGCCUUUUGAAUGGUUGGUGCAACUAACGCCUCCAUUAAAGAAAAGAGCCUUUUCCAUAUCAUCAUCUCCAUUAGCAAAACCAAAUCAAAUACACUUGACUGUUAGCAUAGUGUCAUGGCGUACUCCUUUCAAAAGGAUGCGGCGGGGUCUCUGCUCUUCAUGGCUGGCUGGGCUAAAUCCAAAUGAAGAAAAUCUUAUACCAUGUUGGGUACACCACGGUUCUUUGCCUCCUCCACAUCCAUCGACUCCACUUAUUCUUAUUGGACCAGGAACUGGAUGUGCACCAUUCUGUGCAUUUGUUGCGGAAAGGGCUGCACAGAGUACAUCAGAAGCAACAGCACCCAUUCUAUUCUUCUUUGGCUGUAGAAAUCAAGAAAAUGAUUUUCUAUACAAGGACUUCUGGUAUGCUCAUGCCCAUGACCAGGGGGUAUUGUCCUCGAAAAAUGGCGGUGGUUUCUUUGUUGCCUUUUCUAGAGAUCAGCCUCAAAAAGUCUAUGUGCAGCACAGGAUAAGGGAGCAGAGUGCAAGAGUGUGGAAUUUACUAAAGUCUGGGGCUGCAAUAUACAUUGCAGGCUCGUCUACCAAAAUGCCAGCUGAUGUUACAGCUGCACUGGAAGAAGUUAUCUGUCAAGAAACCGGUUGUUCAGAAGAGGAAGCCUCGAUAUGGCUCAGGAAACUAGAAAGGAACGGCAAAUUUCACACUGAGACCUGGUCAUAGUUAUGGUAGUUUCUAAUCAAAAUGGCUUAAAAAUGUACGCAUCGUCAGGUUUCCACAAAUGUGUGGCAAAUAACAAACAGAAUUUUGGUGUAGAUCAGUGUUGUUAAAAUUGGAGAGGUAUAUUCACGUCCACAUUCAUAAAUGAAAAAUAAUUCCUGGACAAAACAAUUAUAAUGGGAAGACAUAGCACGUCGGUUUAACCCCUUCACUUCCGGCUGGAUGAUGAAGAUUUUGGAAUGAGGAUGAAGAGAUAUGGUUUUGAUUUUGGAUACUCUUGAUGAAUGAUGACACAAGAAGAGAACAUUUCAUUAGAAUUCAGGUGAGAGCAUCACACACCAGCUCAUGAUGCAUUUGAUACCUCUGUAUACCUUCGUUUCCAUGCAGUUUCUGUUGGACUUCUAAGGAUGCAGACUGUUGACACCGGUUGAUAGGGAUUCUUUAGUUCUUGCUACAAUAUGGUUAAUAUUCAUUUCAACAAUCAUUUUGCAUAGCGAAAUGUUGCUAGUAUUGUUGUUUGUCUUGUGGUUGUGAAUUUAGACCCUACCUGCCAUCUAAAGUAUUAUCCUCAACCUUAAGCAGA
Messenger RNA from Oryza sativa Japonica Group (Japanese rice), 3006 nucleotides. Its product is annotated as NADPH-dependent diflavin oxidoreductase 1. The record is from RefSeq and is a predicted model, not a curated record. Gene Ontology annotation, cellular component: cytosol. Gene Ontology annotation, molecular function: flavin adenine dinucleotide binding; NADPH-hemoprotein reductase activity; FMN binding. NCBI's taxonomy places the organism in Eukaryota, Viridiplantae, Streptophyta, Magnoliopsida, Poales, Poaceae.